AUGGAGAAGGUGCGGGAGGCAGACGCGCUGGGUGGCGGGAUGAAGGGCGACGGACCGGAGCUGCCGCCCCCGCUGCCCCCGUCGCCGCCAGCCCCGCCGUCGCCGCCGUCUCCUGCGACCCCGGAGCCUCCCGAGCCCCUGCAAUCGGAGCCGCCGUCCGAGGCCCACGCCCGGCAGCUGCUGCUGGAGGAGUGGGGGCCGCUGGGCGGGGGCCUGGAGCUGCCCCCGCGCCUCACCUGGAAGCUGCUGCUCCUGCGGCGGCCGCUCUACCGCAACCUGCUGCGCUCGCCCAACCCCGAGGGCAUCAAUAUUUACCAGCCAGCUCCCCCAACAGCUCCCACCCAGCAACCCCUGGAGGCUCUGGGCAAUUUCCGAGGAUGGUACAUUGGAUCUGAGAAGCUCCAGGGAAACCUCAGCUGGACAGUGAAACAGCAGUGCGUGAACCUCCUAGCCGAAGGCCUGUGGGAGGAGCUGCUGGAUGACGAGCAGCCCAAUGUCACCGUCAUGGACUGGUUCGAGGACAGCCGACUGGACGAGUGUGUCUAUGAGCUGCACGUCUGGCUGCUGGCGGCUGACCGUCGCACGGUCAUUGCUCAGCACCAUUUGGCACCCCGGACCUCUGGGCGAGGCCCCCCGGGGCGCUGGGUCCAGGUGUCACACGUCUUCCACCAGUACGGCCCUGGCCUGCGUUUUGUCCACUUCCUGCACAAGGCCAAGAACCGCAUGGAGCCUGGGGGCCUGCGGAGGACGAGGGUGACUGACUCCUCCGUGUCUGUGCAACUCAGGGAGUGA
Molecule: messenger RNA, 792 nt
Organism: Castor canadensis (American beaver)
Lineage: Eukaryota; Metazoa; Chordata; Mammalia; Rodentia; Castoridae
Gene: Nccrp1
Product: NCCRP1, F-box associated domain containing
Biological process (GO): SCF-dependent proteasomal ubiquitin-dependent protein catabolic process; glycoprotein catabolic process; ERAD pathway
Cellular component (GO): cytoplasm; SCF ubiquitin ligase complex
Molecular function (GO): ubiquitin protein ligase activity
Source: RefSeq, a predicted model, not a curated record